Molecule: messenger RNA, 1500 nt
Organism: Pygoscelis adeliae (Adelie penguin)
Lineage: Eukaryota; Metazoa; Chordata; Aves; Sphenisciformes; Spheniscidae
Gene: ZC2HC1C
Product: zinc finger, C2HC-type containing 1C
Exons: 2
Coding region: 1-1500 (499 amino acids)
Source: RefSeq, a predicted model, not a curated record
AUGGCUUUGUUUCCACCGGUGGAUUCUGUGGUGCCAGCUACUAAGCUUGUUCCCAGUUCCCAGCUGGAACACCAGAAGAACAACUUUCAGCAUGUACUCAUACCUGACAAAGAGGAAAGCUUAAAGGAUCUCUAUACCCGAAAAAGCCGAAGCUAUUCGUAUUCUCUUUUUGCAGAAAGCAGUCAACACAGCUCCAGGCACGGAGGCUUCUGUUCAGCUGGACUGCAGAGCAAGUAUCUCACCAGCCAGACCAAGACUCUGCCAGCUAAAUCAGUAGCCCAACGCAAAGAAGGAGUGGACCGUGCAUACCCCCUGAAACCCAUUUUUCACCACAAGGGUGUGAGUGUUCCAGCGGUCAACACAGCACAGCUCAGAAGUUCCCCAUACAGGGAGGAAGCUCCAAAUAGUAGGCCUGGCUCAAUGAGCAAAGGGAAGCCUCCAGCAGGGAGGCCUCAGCUAGAUGCAGUGCUCUCUCCUUGGACAGCAGAGCCUAAACAGUCAGCCUCCCCUCUAUACAGGAGAGAGCUGGCCUACAUCCUAAAGUUGGAGGCAGAUGGACGGAACCUGGAAGAGGAAAUUCGAAAGAAAGAGGCCCUCCUCAGAGAGAAGCUGAGGAGAACAAAGGAGGAGCUUAGGAGGAUUCAAAGAGAGAAGGAGCUUGUCGAGGCAGAGGAGAGAAGAGACAGAGAAGUGGAGAGGACCCAUGAGCAAAAGGCCGCAAGGCGCCCUGAAGAGAAAACUUUCAGAGUUGCAGUCAGGCCAGGUGAUGGUGGGGGGGUCUUUGGUGGGGCGCAGUCUGCAGAGGCCACUAUCCCCAAACCUGGCACCACCCUCCACUCCCAAGAGCUGGCUAUGGGGAAACUCAAGAAGGAGCGGCUGGUGGCCAGCAACAGCAAAAUUCGAGGCCGCAUACCCAUGGAGCGUUUAGCCUCAUGUUCAGAGCUGGCCCUAAAACAUCGCCCUUCUCCCUCUGCCCUCUUGGACAGAGAUUCUGGUGACCACCCGUCCACAGAGGUGCUGUACAUGCAGGCUGCCAGUGCUGUGGAGCCGGGGGGGCUCGGACAGUGCAGCUUCUGCGGACGUAAAUUUCUCUGCACCAGGCUUGAGAAGCACACGAGUAUCUGCGGCAAGAGCCAAGGCUCCAAGAGGAAAGUGUUUGACUCCAGCAGGGCCAGAGCUAGGGGCACAGAACUGGAACAGUAUCAGCAGCGGAAGAGCUCAGAGAGGCCUCAGAAUAAGCCACCCAGAAGGAACAACUGGAGACAGAAGCACGAGGUUUUCAUCCAGACCCUGCGCCAGGCCCGCCAGGUGCAGCAAGUCCUCUCCAAGGGAGGGAAGGUGUCUGACUUUCCCCCAUUGCCCUCCAUCGAAAACCCAGACUACGUUGCCUGCCCCUACUGCCGACGCCGAUUUGCUCCCCAAGCAGCUGAGAGACACAUUCCCAAAUGCAAAACCAUCAAGAAUAGGCCCCCACCCCCACCGCAGAGGAGGCGCUGCUGA